Molecule: messenger RNA, 5553 nt
Organism: Coregonus sp. 'balchen'
Lineage: Eukaryota; Metazoa; Chordata; Actinopteri; Salmoniformes; Salmonidae
Source: the annotation of a GenBank genome assembly
AUGCGGGUCAUGCAGGAGAGUCUGUGGGUCCUACCUCUGGUACUACUGGGGCUGUUAAAGCCAUGGGCUGCAGGCGACUCACUCAGUCAGGUAAUUCCUGCUGUAAAUUGAUUUAAUAUAUUAUAUAGCCUAGUGAUAUUAGCAUUGACACAAUAUAAUUUCCUUUUGAAAAUAUGAUUAGGAAUACUAAAUUGCGACAUAGGCUAAUAUUUGACAGGUGGUACAUUUGCUGUAUCGGUUUGGUGUAGUAAAUUAUUAUUCUGUUUAUUUCACAAUCCAGUGGUUGUUGUUAAAUUGAUUAUUUCUAUCUGGGGACAAAACUAAAUAUUUACCUAUCCUUGGAGAGUCAUGCGAACCGUUACGCAAAACGCGCCUGUUAUUGUACUAUCAUAGUAAGUGACACGUCGGGGUAAUGGACGUUUCCAGAAAACCACUGGCCAUCUGAGAAUCGUUUGAAAAAACAUCAUCAUCCGACAGAUAAAAUUAGGGCUGACCCCAUUUAGUUGACUAGUUGGCCGACUGAGAUUUGUUUUGUCAAGCAGUCACAAUUUAUUUUAUAUUUCAUGGCACUUGAGACACCUACCUGUCUUGAUUUGCGUCUGUCUCAGUGGACUAAUCCAUUGUGGAUGGAACAGUCCAUAAGACACACAUGCCGCGAGGCUAUUUGUCUUGGUAGCCAAGCAAUUUGAUAAAAUUCAUAAAAUAAGUGAAAUUGCGUUCGUUUCAAAAUUGCAUUGGUUUUCCAUAAAUGGCUACUCCUUUGGACCCUGACACCGUUUGUGAGAGUAUUCCUUAGGCCUACAGUAAGUCUAUGUGUGAAGAUAAUGUGUAUUGGGUAUAAAUUAAAAUGUUGAGUCAAAAAGGGGAGUGUGGCUAAGAUGCACAAUGUCUCUCUCCAGAAUGCGCUCUCUCCCGCCAUUUCGUGUGCAUUCAUUGUUUCAUAACUUCAUUGUGUGAAUCUACAAUGUUUUUUGGGUACCAUAAUUUCUGUUAAUGCAUUCGAUAUACACUACAUGACCAAAAGUAUGUGGACACCUGCUCGUCGAACAUCUCAUUCUAAAAUCAUGGGCACUAAUAUGGAGUUGGUCCCCCCUUUGCUGCUAUAACAGCCUCCACUCUUCUGGGAAGGCUUUCCACUAGAAAUUGGAACAUUGCUGCAGCGACUUACACUGAUGUUGGACGAUUAGGCCUGGAUCGUAGUCGUUGUUCCAAUUCAACGUUGUUCCAAUUCAUCCCAAAGCUUGGCAUUGCGCAUGGUGAUCUUAGGCUUGUGUGCGGCUGCUCGGCCAUGGAAACCCAUUUCAUGAAGCUCCCGACAAACAGGUCUUGUGCUUACGUUUGGAAGUUUUGGUAGUGAGUGUUGCAACCAAGGACAGACCAUUUUUAUGCACUUCCGCACUCUGCGGUCCCGUUCUGGUAGCUUGUGUGGCCUACCACUUUGCGGCUGAGCCGUUGUUGCUCCUAGACGUUUCCACUUCACAAUAACAGCACUUACAGUUGACCGAGGCAGCUCUAGCGAGGCAGAAAUUUGACGAACUGACUUGUUGGAAAGGUGGAAUCGUAUGACGGUGCCACGUUGAAAGUCACUGAGCUCUUCAGUAAGGGCCAUUCUACUGCCAAUGUUUGUCUAUGGAGAUUGCAUGGCUGUGUGCAUUUAUUUUUUACACCUGUCAGCAACGGGUGUGGCUGAAAUAGCCGAAUCUACUAAUUUGAAGAGGUGUCCACAUACUUUUGUAUAUGUAGUGUAUAUUACAGUAAUUUACCAUUAUCAUUGUCGGAGUGGAAACGUUGUUUGAAGAGAUCACAACCUGCUACACUUGUGAGAAACAAGUUUUGGUUUAUUUCAUUCCAUUUAUGAGUUUUGUUUGGAGCGCUCCUGUCAAUAUUGAGUAAGGAUGUGCACCUGAUUACACAUAGAAUGAAGAAUGGCGCCGGAGGGGUUGGCUGCCGUUUUUUACGGGCUCCUAACCAAAUGUGCUAUUUUGUGUGUUUUUUUUCCGCAUCGUUUGUAACUUAUUUUGUACAUAAUGUUGACGCUACCGUCUCUUAUGACCGAAAAAUAGCUUCUGGAUAUCAGAACAGCGAUUACUCACCUCGAACUGGACAAAGAUUCUUUAAUCAGUCGGACGCAAAGGAUAUAAUGUUGCUCCCAGACAAGGCCCAAAUCCCUGUCAUUCGCAUGAAGAAAAUAAGGAAAUACAGGAGGCGCAGACCAGGGUGCCUUGUGAGAAUUUGUUUCGGCGAGUGGGUAACCCGCCUCUACUAUCCGUUCUAUUAGCCAAUGUGCAAUCACUGGAGAAUAAACUGGAUGAGCUCCGUUCGAGACUAUCCUACCAACGGGACAUUAAACACUGUAAUAUCUUAUGUUACACCGAGUCGUGGCUGAACGACGACACGGAUAAUAUACAGUUGGCUGGGUUUUCCAUGCAUCGGCAGGACAGAACAGCUACGUCUGAUAAGACGAGGGGUGGGGGUGGGUGUCUAUUUGUCAAUAACAGCUGGUGCGCGAUGUCUAAUAUUAAGGUAGUCUUGAGGUAUUGCUCGCCUGAGGUAGAGUACCUCAUGAUAAACUGUAGACCCACUAUCUACCAAGAGAGUUUUCAUCUAUAUUUUUCGUAGCAGUCUAUUUACCACCACAAACCAACGCUGGCACUAAGACCGCACUCAACGAGCUGUAUGAGGCCAUAAGCAAACAAGAAAAUUGUAUUCUUCAGUAUGAAAAUGUAUGCACUCAAUAACUGUAAGUCGCUCUGGAUAAGAGCGUCUGCUAAAUGACUAAAAUGUAAAUGUAUUCCAGAAACGGCGCCCCUAGUGGCCGGGGACUUUAAUGCAGGCAAACUUAAAUCUGUUUUACCUAAUUUCUACCAGCAUGUCAUGUGCAACCAGAGGGAAAAAACUCUUGACCACCUUUACUCACACACACAGAGAUGCGUACAAAGCUCUCCCUCGCCCUCCAUUUGGAAAAUCAGACCAUAAUUCUAUUCUCCUGAUUCCUGCUUACAAGCAAAAACUAAAGCAUGAAGACCAGUGACUCGCUCAAUACAGAAGUGGUCAGAUGACACGAAUGCUACGCUACAGGACUGUUUUGAUAGCACAGACAGGAAUAUGUUCCGGGAUUCAUCCAAUGGCAUUGAGGAGUAUAUCACCUCAGUCACCGGCUUCAUCAAUAAGUGCAUCGACGAUGUCGUCCCCACAGUGACCGUACAUACAUAUCCCAACCAGAAGCCAUGGAUUACAGGCAAUAUCCGCACCGAGCUAAAGGCCGCGAACUGCCCAGUGAUGCGAGCCUACCAGAUGGGCUAAAUGACUUUUUGUGCUCGCUUCGAGGCAAGCAACACUGAAGCAUGCAUGAGAGCACCAGCUGUUCCAGACGACUGUGUGAUCACGCUCUCUGUAGCCGAUGUGAGCAAGACCUUUAAACAGGUUAACAUUCACAAGGCCGCGGGGCCAGACGGAUUACCAGGAUAUGUAUUCAGAGCAUUCGCAGACCAACUGGCAAGUGUCUUCACUGACAUUUUCAACCUCUCCCUAACCGAGUCUGUAAUACCUACAUGUUUUAAGCAGACCACCAUAGUCCCUGUGCCCAAGAAAGCGAAGUUAACCUGCCUAAAUGACUACCGCCCCAUAGCACUCAUGUCGGUAGCCGUGAAAUGCUUUGAAAGGCUGGUCAUGGCCCACAUCAAUACCACCAUCCCAGAAACCAUAGACCCACUCCUAUUCGCAUACCGCCCCAACACAUCCACAGAUUAUACAAUCUCAAUCGCACACCACACUGCCCUUUCCCACCUGGACAAAAUGAACACCUAUGUGAGAAUGCUAUUCAUUGACUACAGCUCAGCGUUCAACACCAUAGUACCCACAAAGCUCAUCACUAAGCUAAGGACCCUGGGACUAAACACCUCCCUCUGCAACUGGAUCACCAACAAACUAUCAUGGUUCAAACACACCAAGAAAGUCAUGAAGAGGGUACGACAAGGCCUUUUCCCCCUCAGGAGACUGAAAAGAUUUGGCAUGGGUCCCCAAGUCCUCAAAAAGUUAUACAGCUGCGCCAUCAAGAGCAUCCUGACCAGUUGCAUCACCGCCUGGUAUGGCAACUGCUCGGCAUCCGACCGUAAGACUCCGGUCACCCAAGUCAUAGACUGUUCUCUCUGCUACCGCACGGAAGCGGUACCGGAGCGCCAAGUCUAGGUCCAAAAGGCUCCUUAACAGCUUACACCCCCAAGCCAUAAGACUGCUGAACAAUUAAUCAAAUGGCCACCCAGACUAUUUGCAUUGACCCCCCCCCCCCCCCCCUUGUUUUUAUACUGCUGCUACUCACUGUUUAUUAUCUAUGCAUAGUCACUUUUAAUGCAAUUGAAGAACAUGAACAAACCUCCAUGCUUAGCCAAUGUGAUUUAUAGGAUAUUUAUUUUUAAUCAGGAUAUUUUCUACUUGCAAUGUUUUUAUUUGUUGGCUUUAUGUAGGCUUUUUACCUAGUUGGCAAUAGAUCACAAAUAAGUUAUUAUCAUUUAAAUGAAAAUGUUCAUAUGAAAAUCAUAACUGGCACCCAAUGCAGAUCAGUAGAAAUGGUGAGAUAAAUUGUAAAUUGGCACUCCACAUGGAAAAAGGUUGCCAACCCCUGGUGUAGCCUGUCUUCAGGAGCAUAUUGGCAGGCCGCGGGAGAAUGAGGGUUGGGAAUAUUUUUUUCUUCUUCUGGUUAUCUUGAUAUCUGGCUCCCUCUUGAGUCAUUCGUGUGUUAAUUAUUUAAUCAAACGUGCUUAAAGCACGCGUCAAACUUAUUCCAUCGAGGGCCAAGUGUAUGCGGGCUUUCGGUCUUCCCUUGUAGUUGAUUGAUAAAUGAAGGUCACUGAUUAGUAAGGAGAUCCCCUCACCUGGUUUUCUUAAUUGAAAGGAAAAAACCAAAAAACAGCAGGGACUAGGCCCUCCAUGGAAUGAGUUUGACACCCCUGGCUUAAAGCAUCAGACAAGCUCAGUGCAUAUAGUUGAUUUUAUUAAAACACAUAGUGUGUGUCUAUAUAUAUGGAAAAAUCAAUUGGUCGAAAGAACAGAUGACUCUCGGUUGACCAAGAUGUAUUUUAGUCGGGGACAGCCCUAGACAGAUAAAUACACAUUAUUUAUUAUGUAAAACAAGUAGAAUACUAGUGGUUACAUUCUUGGUCAAUUAGACUAGAGGGGCAGACAUCACUAUUGGAUGUCAUUGUUUAGUUUCGAUUUUUGUUGAAGAUUGAAAACUGGUUCUAUGUGCAUUUGGCCUAUUUUCUAAGACUAACAGCUGAUAGCACCACAAGAAAGGAUAUACAUAAAUAAACACUCUUCAGGGAAAAUGGCUAUACAGCAGAGAAUAUUCAUAACCUGUUUAAAUGUGUGUAUGUGUGUGUGUGUGUGUGUGUGUGUGUGUGUGUGUGUGUGUGUGUUGAUCCUCAGGUGUGUGACCCAUCCAAAGAUGGCACCAUCUAUAACUACAAAGCGAAGACUCUGAAUGGGAGUCGUUCUGUCUCCCUCAGUGACUACAUGGGGAAGACCGUCCUCUUCGUCAACGUAGCCACUUACUGA